UCAUUCAGUAGCAAAUGACAUUGACAUAUUGACAAAAUCAAAUGAAAAAAAUUGGCGAACCAAUGUAAAGUUGUAUUGUAAAUAAUCAAAACAAAAACUACAGAGAAGUGUUGGUGUCUAAAAUAUUAUUUUUAUUUUUUAAACAGUUUACCGCAUUUGAAUAUAAUUUAUGUGUGGAUAUUAUUCGUGAAUUCAUUAAGUAAUGCCAGUCGGUCGGAAACGUUGGAACCUACAUGAUGGACCACAAGGAUCUCUGAGAAGACUGAGGAACCAACUCGCUGAAGAUGGCUGCGCUGAGUCACAAGUUGUCCUUGCUAAACAACUUUUGGAAGAAAAAUGUGAGUUAGAAGCAGACAAAAUAUCUAACUUCAAACAAGCUCUCGAAUGGCUGAUCUGUGCCACUGAACAAGCGCACCCUGAAGCAAGGAGAAUGCUAAGGCGGUGUAUUCGGAGCGGUGUGAUAGACGAGGACAGCGCGGCUAUAAUUCGUGCGAAGUCUUGCCUGGCAGCCAGUCGUCAGGAGACGGUCGCGAGGAAAGCUGCCAGAGACCUCUUCGCUAGCCUAUCCAACGGCGAGCAGUACAUAACUACGGCACAGUUGGAACGCCGUAUCCGCGAGAUAUGUAAUACCACGCUUCGAAAAGAAACAGAAGACAGUGACACACCCGAUGAUGAUUCACCAGAAGAAGCGCGAGCUCUGGACGGCGGGCAGGCCUUGCAGCCGUCCAACUUGCAGGCAGGCGACCAGAUACAUAGCAAUGGCACUAUGCGAACCGCCGACCUACCUGAACAAGAAUGCCCUGAAAGAUGCGUGCCCAAUGAAGAAAUACGUAACCUAACAGUCGAUAACUUGGUAUCGGCUGCCGUCGACUACUGCCAGGGGGAACUCCCAUUAGUCAGCUAUGAACUGACCCUAACAGACCCUAGUCUUAAAGCCUUAGACCACAUACCGUUACUACACCAAGCAUUCUUACACCCCAUCGUCUUUUUACAAGUCUUAUAUCUCAAGUUGCUAUAUUAUUUCGGAAGUUUUAAUUUUAGACUGUCAAAUGUUGAACUAUCCUUGUUACUCAUAGCGUACUUAUCCGUCAGUACGGAUAGCCUCUAUCACUUAGUUCCCCUAGCUAUGUACUACGCCAGUUUCGUCGCUAUGGUCAUCUGUACAUUCAAAAUGUUACACGCUAAAAGACAAUUUAUAGACUUCAGAAAAUGGUCAGGACUGUUUCUUAGGUACAGCGAUGGCAAUUUGCAACCGGACGAGUCGGAAAAUCUGUUUGUUCGGAACAAUCUCGGUCCUUUUAUUCAAUUCUUUUCUGCACUUUUCAUUAACCUAUUUCUGUAUCCCUUUAUAGCGACCCAAUGGGUACCCUUUUCCGAAUUCUGUGUGUUGUCCUUCUUUCUAAUGUUCCUUACGUUGAUUUCGUUUGGAACUUCGAUUCAAGGCGGCAGUCCGUAUCCAGAUCUCCUAGCCUUCCUAUCAUUCGGUAUCAAUGUGUUAGCAAAGUACCCGUACGAAAAAGACACUGUAGUUCAUCAAGGUUGGAGGUUUCUCGACUUGCAGGUAUCGAAUUAUCCGUCUUACAUACUGGGGAAUAGCAUCGAGUUUUGUUUGAACGCUCGGGUGUUUUUUUCUUUGUUGAUUCCUGUUAUUUUGUUAGGUAUGGCUAGGAGGAGUGGUUGGCAGGGUUUCUUUAAGUACGCGUUGCCUCAUUGCGUCACUUUGAGUUGGUUGCAGAUGUUUAUAACAUGUUCUCACGGUUGUACUACGUAUGGGUUGAUACGUGGCACGCUGGCAUUGGUCUGUUCGUUCUUGUUCUUGCCUCUGAUUGGUGUAGUGACGGUGACGUUGCCUAUAUUCGCGUUCCUUCAAUAUAUAACGAUGUCUCGAGUACUAUACACGGUGUCUGUUGUGGUCGGUUUCGCGUUAAGUCUAGGGGUGACCUGUCUUCUGGCCAAGUCUGAAACUACUAAGAAGUUUGUUACCCCUUUCCAGCUUAUUAUCGGCCUUAUAACCCUACUCUACUUAGGCAACCAAUUCGUAAUGAACCUACAAGACGACGGCCUACCAUCCAGCCUCAUCGAAUUAAUAAGCGAAGAGAAAACAAGUAUCAAGAACUUACUUAAAAAUGAAUUUAUCACUGACUAUGAAGAUAAUACUUAUCAUAUCAAUUGGGACGACUACUAUAACCAAUGUAACAUCCCAUCUUGGACGGAUUAUAAUACGGCUGCCACACAAAUCAAGUGUUCCAUACUAGACGGUGCCAACGUAAAUUGGGAGGGUUAUGUCAAAGAUGUUCAACUCAAAAGUGUCAAGAACCGAUGGCGUGACUUCGCAUCAUGGUUGCCUGGCUUCCUUCAAGAAUACUUUAGGUGCUACUACGGUGAAGAAUAUUCGACUUUAUGCCAAGAGGAGGAGGGUUUGCAAUCGGCUAAAGAAUGCGAGUUUGUUAGAAGCGUUGCGAGCCAAAGUGGGAAGAGCUGCCAUUUAAAUAAUUUGAACGAGUGAAUACACAUAUGAAAUAAGACUAGUGAUGGAGGCUAGCGGUGGUAUACUAAAACAUCAUACAGAAAUAUCCAUAGUCUUCGAUCACGGCUUUAGCAACUUCACAAGAAUGUUACGCACUUACGACAAGAUCCGAUUCAAAGGCGUGCUCUCAAACGAAAAUGCACCUUAUAACAUUGGCACUAAGGACAUAAAUAUAAAAGGAUAUGAGAUAAAUUGUCUAGAAUGUAAAGAAGCUCAAGGUACAGUCCGCGCCAAGGCACCGUCGGCAUCGAAAUUCUCCGAAUUGUUUAAAACUAUAGCAAAUGACUGUGUUGUGUCUACUAAGUAUAUUUUAAAUUUCCUGUUUAAUCCAGUAGUUGUUUUUAAAUAAAUGAUUUAAAUAUGUUUUCUGUUCUUUUCAGUUU
Messenger RNA from Spodoptera exigua (beet armyworm), 2910 nucleotides. The record is from the annotation of a GenBank genome assembly. Lineage: Eukaryota; Metazoa; Arthropoda; Insecta; Lepidoptera; Noctuidae.